ACUAUACUCGAAAAAGGAGUAGUGCAGCCAGUAAAGAGCUAACACCAAACGUUGGCAGAACUGUAGACAAACUACUUUCGAAAACGGCAUUAUGUAUAUCCAAGGACGAUUCUUGUUGCUGAAACUUUUGGCGAUGCAACUUUGUGUUCUUCAGAAACCAGCAUCAGCCACUUACCCAGACAUACGAGAGUUUAUGAUGAAUCCUCCAAGAACCUGGACAUACAAUGCGACCCUGAAUUUCUCAUACAGUUGCAAAUUGGACGUUGCCAUAAACAAAAGUGGAAGAGACAUUUACUUUAACCAGUCCGCAAUCGAGAAAACGGGCAUCAUCAAGUCUGGAAUUCGCAUAGGACAUACUUAUCAGAGCUACGACCUCAGUGGGAGGCCCUGGAAUGUCAUGUUCAUUACUGACUUGGAUCUUUUUGACCAUGGACCUCAUCACCAAUGCUUGAAAUAUAAAAAAUACUUGGCCACUAGGAAAGCAUGAAGCAUUAACUGGAUUGACAGAAAAAUGGAGACCGUUGAAGAACAUAUAUAGUGAGCUCAACGACACCAACAAGAGCCGUCUAAAAGAUGACAAAUCACAAUCAAUUUUUUUACAUUAAACAACUUUGAUAAAACACA
Molecule: messenger RNA, 624 nt
Organism: Rhipicephalus microplus (southern cattle tick)
Lineage: Eukaryota; Metazoa; Arthropoda; Arachnida; Ixodida; Ixodidae
Source: RefSeq, a predicted model, not a curated record